AUGUCUGAAGCCAUCGCCACUAAGCUCGAGGAGCUGGGAAAUCUUUAUUGCGAUACAGGUGAUACAGAAGUCGGUCUUUUACUGAAAGAACUCGCUCGUUCUCCAGAUCGCGCUCGUUCCCUCCGUAGCGCUCUCCUUGAAAAUACUUCUCUUUAUACAACCAAUAAGCAUCUCGAAAAUAGCGUUGAGAGUUCCUCACACAAUCCCUCUCAGCAAUUAUUAGAAUCCAUAAUUUCCACAGAUAAUAAACAGCUAUCGAAGCAUCAAAUAGACAGAAUUUUGGAUAUCACUCGGCUAUGGGAUCGGGAUCCGCAAGAUAUCUCCUAUCUCAAGGUGAUGAUAUCCAAAUGGUCUACUGAACCUUCUUCCUUUUAUGGACAGUUGAUAUAUGAACAUAAACCAGAUCAGAUUAGCCUUCUCAAACUUUGCAUUGAACAAUAUAAACAAAUUGAGGAUGAGGCAAAGGUUAAUUCAAUUCGAAGAAGAGUUAUUCUAGUUAUCAUCUUCGAGGCUGUCAAGAAAGAAAAACAAGAAUUACUAAGAAAGUCCAAGAUGAAGAAACGAAUUCCCUCUACAGCGAAUUAUGCUCAACCACUUCGAUCUCAAGCAAUUGAUGCCUUGGCACAUCGUUUAUGGGAUUCACAAAAAGUAUCACCAGAGGAUUUUUCGCAAAAAAAAACAAGAUUACUGCGAAUGGCACGUUGUGGUGAAAAAUGGAGCGUUAUUAAACCUGCAGGACUCAUAUUAGGUUUAGAAGGUAAUUCUCAAUCUUUUGAACAGAAAAAAUGGUCAAUGUUGGAGAUUCAAGCGAUUAAUGAGCUACUUUGCACCUUCAAAAUAUAUUCGCUCCUACCCACCUUAGAAGCCGCCUUUCAAACCAUCAAAGCACAGUGUUCACCUACUAUUACAGCAACUGAACAUGAGACUGUUCGAUAUCAAUCUCCCGGGAAUUUUCCGGAACAAUCAGUACAACAGAACGACCACUACCCUCGAUGGGACGCUAUACCACCACUACCCAACCCGCACCCAUCCACCACUGGUCGCGAACCUGCCAUCAAUACUAAUCCUGCCAACUUCAAUAGCAACCCUAUUUCGAUAGAUGCAUUAUUGAAUCCAGUAGAUUAUAUUGCCGGGUCUACACAGAGUCGGCAGUUGGCGAUUGCCAGAAACUUACCAAUUCAAAUCACCAAUGGAGCGGUACUCAGUGGUUAUGGACAGGAUUCUACCGCUGGUGAACAUGCUGAAUUUGGAAGCAGCAGAGGGAAAAAAAGAGGUUUAGAGUCACAAACCGAAGCGCGGGACUCACCUAGCAAACAAAGGCGCAUCCAUUCAUUUUCAGGUCUCGAUUCAUCCCUAUCCCAGUCGUCAAAUACGAGAAGCGCUUACCAGACUGAGGUCAUCGGGACGAAUAUAGCAAUAAUGGCCGAGGUCUGCAAGCUAGAGAGUCCUCUUGGAGUUCAACUUUUCAAAGGUAUGGAUGCAACCUAUAUCAGAGAUCUAGAGAAGCAGACGCGAUGUUGGAAAUUUACCGAUGCUGUGCGUUUGUAUCUUCCAUCUCCCGAAGUGAAGGAUUAUAAGUUAGAGGUCUGGAUAUGUCCAUCGAUCGGGAAAGUUAUUUCGCAAGCGAAAGAAUCGGCAAAGGACUUGAGGGAUGUACUUGAUGAAUAUCUCUUUGAUGCUGUGAACACUAGCGAUUGGAAGAAGGAACAAGAAAGGAACGGAUUACAAGGUUUUGCCAAUGUUGUUACUGUGUCCUUCCCCAAAGGAGAUGGUAGUGAUUGCAAGGUUGAGAUAAUAUUGAGUGCUGAAAAGGGGUCAGAGUUUUAUGAAAAUGUAUUUCCUAUUUUUGAUUGA
This is a messenger RNA of Sclerotinia borealis F-4128, 1854 nucleotides long. The record is from the annotation of a GenBank genome assembly. Lineage: Eukaryota; Fungi; Ascomycota; Leotiomycetes; Helotiales; Sclerotiniaceae.